Acytostelium subglobosum LB1 is the source of this 1056-nucleotide messenger RNA. RefSeq lists its product as hypothetical. Gene Ontology annotation, biological process: regulation of small GTPase mediated signal transduction. The record is from RefSeq and is a predicted model, not a curated record. Gene Ontology annotation, molecular function: GTPase activator activity. Lineage: Eukaryota; Evosea; Eumycetozoa; Acytosteliales; Acytosteliaceae. The coding region runs from base 1 to 1056 and encodes 351 amino acids. The transcript has 7 exons.
AUGCCAUUCGAAGGACCAAGAGUAUCCAACCAACCCUCGGUGUUUCGACAACAUUUCUAUGGCAACGAUUACAACACAUUUGUCAGUUACUACUCACCUCUUGGUCCCGUGGCGAUGACCAUCAGAUUGGAUGGAGAGAUCUACAAAUGCCUUGUCUACACUGAGAAGGGCUAUGAACUGGUGGAAAUUCCAAAGUGGAGUGUCUACAGGAACUGCUGGCGAUUCAUCUUCAAUCUUGACCCGACCUCCUACCAUGUGAUGUGUCAUAUCAAGCCAGAGCUCAAGAACUUCAAGUUGCCCAAGUUAAAGUUACCAAACAUUGAAGAUGAACUUCUCAAGAUCUAUGAACCAGACUUUUCCAAAGUAAUGAAGGUUGGAAUACUCUACUGCAAGGAAGGACAGAAUAAUGAAGCCGACAUGUUGUUCAAUUUGUCCCAAAAUGCCAGUGCAGAGUACAAUGAGUUCCUAAACUUACUAGGUGAGAAGAUUCCAUUGGUUGGUUUCUCUGGAUACAAUGGUGGUUUGGAUACAGUUCAUGGCAACUCUGGAAGUCAUUCUGUGUACACCAAACACAAUGAUGUUGAGAUCAUGUUCCACGUAUCUACCAUGCUACCCUUCUAUCCAAACGAUCCAAAGCAGAUUGAGAGAAAGAAACAUCUUGGUAAUGAUAGGAUGAUGAUCGUAUUCAGUGACUCGGGCAAGUAUGCCCCCAAUUGUAUGAAGUCAAAGCAGACCCAAACUGUGAUCCUAGUCCAACCCUAUAGAGGUGAUCCAACUUCACCUACCUCUAUUGCCAUGGGCAAAACUGUUUCGCCCACUUGCACUUCACCUGAUGAGAGGAUACCAUUGACAUCAGCAGCAGUCGAUCAGAAUGAGUAUGCCAACAAACAUCAUGGCACUACUCAGGAUGCCAGGUUCAGACAGUUCCUCCUUGACAAACUGAUCAAUGGAGCAAGCUCCCUCCGUCAAGCGCCAGUGUUCCAAACCAAGACACAGAGAGAGAGGACAUUUGUCUUUUUGAACUUUGUAAACAAGAACACAAAGAAUCCAACGUGA